UCGUAUCUUUUGCUCGUUAUCCUCAUCGUUUUAAUGGCGUCCUCCCUCCGCCUUCAUCUGCCGUUCUCCUCUCCCUACCACCACCGUUCCGCCGCCAUCCACCUCGCCGCAAAAUCUAUCCGCCAUCUCACCAUCCGAUGCGGUCCACGAGACAACCGCGGGCCGCUGCACAAAGGCCGAACACUAAGCAUCGAGGCAAUACAAGCCGUCCAAUCUCUCAAACGGUCACACCGUUCAGAUCCGGCCAAUAACGACGCCGUUUCCAAAACGCUCUCUCGCCUCGUGAAAUCCGAUGUCGUCGCCGCCUUCAACGAGCUUAUACGUCAAGAUCAGUUCGAUCUGGCUCUCAAAGUCUUCUCAGCCAUCCGAUCUGAAGAUUGGUACAAAACGGAGCUGUCUCUCUAUGCAAAGCUCGUGUCAUCAAUGGCGAGUAAAGGAAUGGCGGAUGAUAUCGACCGUUUGAUCCUCGAUGUGGAACCGGAGGCGGUUAUUUCGGCUGACUCGAAGGGACUCAUAACGCUUAUCAAGGCGUUGAUUGCUGCUGAUCGGGCUGAAUCGACGGUCGUCAUUUACGAGAUGAUGAAAGCAGGUGGAUGGGGAUGCAAUUCUGUCACAGAUGAUUAUUUAGGUAAGGUUUUGAGUAGGGGAUUGAGGAGAUUAGGGAAGAAGAAGGUAGCUGAUGAGAUUGAUAGGGAAAUUGGGAGGGUGUCAGGUGGAAUUUUGGAAAAUAUGAGGGUUUAAACUGUAAAUUUGUUAAGGAGAAAGUAAAGUUUACAUUUUGGUCACCCAAAUGACAUCAUCAAGUAUGGGAACUGGGAAGGCAGAUAAAACCAAUUUCUCCUUGGAAGUUGAGGUAGCUUCUAGAAAUGCAUACAAAGUUUCAA
Molecule: messenger RNA, 884 nt
Organism: Cynara cardunculus var. scolymus (artichoke)
Lineage: Eukaryota; Viridiplantae; Streptophyta; Magnoliopsida; Asterales; Asteraceae
Product: protein THYLAKOID ASSEMBLY 8, chloroplastic
Exons: 1
Coding region: 34-741 (235 amino acids)
Biological process (GO): chloroplast organization; Group II intron splicing
Molecular function (GO): RNA binding; protein binding
Source: RefSeq, a predicted model, not a curated record